This is a messenger RNA of Jaculus jaculus (lesser Egyptian jerboa), 1668 nucleotides long. RefSeq names its product placental growth factor (gene Pgf). Gene Ontology annotation, cellular component: membrane. Gene Ontology annotation, biological process: positive regulation of endothelial cell proliferation; vascular endothelial growth factor signaling pathway; induction of positive chemotaxis. Lineage: Eukaryota; Metazoa; Chordata; Mammalia; Rodentia; Dipodidae. The record is from RefSeq and is a predicted model, not a curated record. The transcript has 7 exons. Gene Ontology annotation, molecular function: chemoattractant activity; vascular endothelial growth factor receptor binding; growth factor activity. Bases 369 to 890 code for a protein of 173 amino acids.
UGCAGUCUGAGCAGGAAACUGCAUCCUCAGACUUCGGCUCGGCCAACCGAGGAGCUAGGGUCGCACCGGGAGCCCUGGGAGUCUCUCCCAGAGACGCGCCUGCCCCACGCUGCCCACCAGGUUCCCCAGCCACAGCCUUACCUGUGGACUCCCGACCACCCCCCCACACCCCAUCCACACACCCACACACACGCACACCCCGACUUCCAGUGAAUGCUCAGGCCGACGGCGGGGACCUCGAGACAGCAGUGAGAAGAAGGACAUCUAGCCCCUCGCUCAGCUCCCCUCCAGUGGCAGCGUCUCCCCCAGGGGGGGGACGAGCAUGGUGAUUGUCCCUUGCAAGACCUUGGCUUUCAUCGUCUGAGAAGAUGCUAGCGAUGAAACUGUUCACUUGCUUCCUGCAACUGCUUGCUGGCUUGGCGCUGCCCACUGUGCGCUCCGAGCAGAGGGCCCUGUCUGCUGGGAACAGCUCCUCGGAAGUGGAAGUGGUGCCCUUCCAUGAAGUGUGGGGCCGUAGCUACUGCCGGCCAAUGGAGAAGCUGGUGGAUAUCAUAGCUGAGUACCCCAAUGAGGUGGAGUACAUAUUCAGCCCGUCCUGCGUCCCCCUGCUGCGUUGCACUGGCUGCUGUGGCGAUGAGAGCCUACGCUGCGUGCCAAUGCAGACAGCCAACAUCACCAUGCAGAUCCUGAAGAUCUCCACCACUGGGGACCACCUCCCUUAUGCAGAGAUGACCUUCUCUCAGCACGUGCUCUGCGAGUGCAGACCUAUUGUGGAGAAGACAACACCAGAAAGGAGGAGAAGCACGGGCAGGGGGAAGAGGAAGAAAGAGAAGCAGAAACCCACAGAGAAACCCCACCUCAGGAAAGAUGAACUCGUUCCCCGGAGGUAACCAGACCCUCGGAGAGAGACACCCCCACUACCCAGCUCAUAUAUUUAUUACCGUCACCCUCUCAGAGCCCUCCCUGCUGGUACCUGCCCUCUAUUUAUUAGCCAACUCGUCCCUGCUGAACGACUUGUUCCCUCCAAGGCAAGGCGCAGGGAGGGACAAGACCCUCAGGAACUCAGUGCCUUAUGCAGAACGUGAGAGAGAGAAGCCAGCCACGGACCCGUGGGAGCUUCGGUUUGGAAAGAAUCGACACAGGUGGCCUUGAAAGGGGCAAAGCCAGACCUCCAGAGCUCCUGGGUCUCCAGGGACCCGAGAAGAAAAGAGGGAGCCCAGCAUCUGACCGCGGACAGCAGCUCUUGCCCCGGGAGCUCCCAGGCCAGGCAGACAGGUGCCUUCUGCCAUGACAGCGGCGCUGGCUGCGUGGAAGGUGGCAGUCAAGGGGACCCAGCCCCGUCUGUCCUUCGGUUCGCAGAAGCUCUGCAGCCUGGAGACCAGGACGGCCAGCUCUGGAGAACUAAGCUUUGCCCGGGGGCUUCGCCCUCCUUAGCCUCGAAGCUUGCUCCCCUUGCAAGGUCCCACCGCCUCGGUGGCCUGGAGCUGAACAGGGAGCAGGCCGGAUGAGGAGCAGCCUGGCCGUCGGACUUGAGGUUCCCGGGUCCGUGACCGUGUGUUCUAGCCCCAUGGCUGUGGACAGCAAGCGGGCCCUUGUGCCCCAUCAGCCGCCCCUGCAGGGCCAUCUGACUGCUAAGCCAGAUUCUCUCGAAUAAAGCAUUCUAGUCUG